UUCAGCUCAACGUAUCGCACACAUAUUCGCGUCUAACAAACCUCAAACAACUCAAGCUUCAACCAUUACAAUGGCUUUCUUUAAAUCUUUGGUCUGCCUGGCUGUCCUGAGCGUCGCCUCCGCCGGUGUCCUGCACAGCGGUUCUGCUCUAUACGCUUCCGGUCCCGCUCUGGCUUAUGCUGGUCAUGGACACGGACAUGGACACCACGAUGAGGGUCUGGAUUACCAUGCGUAUCCCAAGUACCACUACAACUACGGCGUGGCCGAUUCCCACACCGGUGAUGUGAAGUCGCAGCAUGAGGUGCGCGAUGGCGAUGUUGUCAAGGGCUCCUACUCUCUGGUGGAGCCUGAUGGUUCGGUGCGCACCGUUGAGUACACCGCCGAUGACCACAAUGGCUUCAACGCAGUUGUCCACAAGAGCGCCCCCACUGUCCACCACGCUGCUCCCGUUGCGCACGUGGCUCAUGCUGCUCCCGAGUAUGUCGCCCAUGCUCCUUUGGUCGCUCAUGCUCCAGCAAUUGCCCACCAUGUGUCUGCUGCUCCAGCUGUGCCCUACGCCGGCUCUCUCGCGCAUCAUGCCGCUGCCGUGCCCGCCUACGGUUAUGCCACCCACAACGCUCACGCACAUGUGGCCCACUACUAAGGCGAUUGGACCCAAGCAACCCACUCACACACAUACACCCACGCCCACUCCCACUCUCUUUCAUAUUUAUUAAGCACGCGACGACACGUUGACGACCUCAGAACUGCGAUCUGGUAGCCGAAGGCGAAGCUGAAGCCUGCUCAAUACUCAAGCUCAAGUCAUCCAUUUUGUAAAUAUGCGCUCGGGUGCAGUUGCUCACACAGUCUCCAGACUCUCUCUGUAUCUGUAUUACUCUCAUUCCGAACUCGCUCUCGCCGUCUUUGUCUCAUACACACACACACACUCACAUGCAAACAGCUUUCGUGCAAUUCUCUUUGUAAUUUAAACAUUCAACUUCCUUCUUUGUACAUACUUACUUACCACGAACGUCCAUUAACAACGCCCAGCAACAAUCAUAAGAUGAAGAAGAAUGUCUAGACGAGGAGUGAAGCUGAAAAAUGUAAACACAUCAUACAGAAUGGAUAACGUUUAGGCAACGAUAUAAAUUUGGGAAUUUAUAUUUUGCGUAACAUGUCUCAUAAUUUCUGUUUAAUUUAAGUUAAAUGAAAACUGCGACAAAUGCUAUAA
Molecule: messenger RNA, 1210 nt
Organism: Drosophila busckii
Lineage: Eukaryota; Metazoa; Arthropoda; Insecta; Diptera; Drosophilidae
Gene: Cpr62Bc
Product: cuticle protein 7
Exons: 3
Coding region: 71-643 (190 amino acids)
Cellular component (GO): extracellular matrix
Source: RefSeq, a predicted model, not a curated record